This is a messenger RNA of Salvia hispanica, 1555 nucleotides long. Its product is annotated as F-box protein At2g26160-like. Gene Ontology annotation, molecular function: protein binding. The record is from RefSeq and is a predicted model, not a curated record. Lineage: Eukaryota; Viridiplantae; Streptophyta; Magnoliopsida; Lamiales; Lamiaceae.
GGAAAUUAAGAAAUUGCAGUAUUGGAUAACAGCUACAGAUUCCAGAUUAGCAUUAGCGUAUCUCAUUCUAUCCUUCUCCGCCAGAAAUUGUGUCGUGCUGUUUAUAAUUCUGGUCAUGUGGAAAGAUCAAUAAUGGCUGAUUGGUCCAAACUUCCAUAUGAUAUCAUCCACAAGGUGGCUGGACGUUUAUCAGUGAUUCAAGAUUUCCUUGCAUUUUCUGCUGUUUGUUGCUCGUGGCGAUCGGUUUAUUUGGCUAAGGAAUGGAAUCCAGGUCCUCAGGUUCCGGUAUUAAUGUUCUCAUACACUGAAAACAGUAGCAUAAUAAGUUUCUUAAGCUUGUAUACAAAUAAGGUUUCUAACUCGGAGCUGCCUGAGGCUUGUGGUAGGCGGUGCUGGGGUUCUUCUUCAGGGUGGCUUGUAACUACAGGAAAUGAUCUUGAAAUCCAGCUUCUAAAUCCCUUUACUCAUAUCUCUUAUAAACUCCCUCCUAAGUCCUCACUACAAAUCAGUUUUGGUGAUUUUCUGAGUUGGUAUGAUAUCAUAGAGAGAGCCUUCGUCUUUAGGAAUCCGUGCACUUCCGAUGCUAAUGAGGACUUGGUGGUUAUGAUAAUUUAUGGCACUUUGAAGCAGUUAGCAUUUUGUAGACCCGGCUACUGUUCUUGGAGAUGUGUCAAAGAUAAAACUCAUUCCGAGUUUAUAGAUGUUACGUGUGUGAAAGAUCAAAUCUUUGCUCUCUCCUUUAUGGGAUCUCUUGUCCUCAUUGACAUUGAUAACAUAACCGUUUCUGCUAUAAGUGGGCAAGACCCUCCGAGGAAUGUUGCCUUAUCACUUCUUAUUGGGGGCUCGGAGCGAAUAUCCUUGGUCGAAUCAUCUGGAGAUCUCUGGAUGGUUUACCAAAAUCGUGGGGGUAAUCCGUGGAGGUCUUACAUAGAGUCAACUGUGUUUCUGGUCUACAAUUUCGAUUUUGACAACAAGCAGUGGGUCAGGUUGAGCAGCUUGGGAAGUCGCACAAUUUUUGUUGGUGAUAAUACCUGUAUUGCUGUAUGUACAGCCCGCUAUUUGAACUGCGAAAGUAACAGCGUGUAUUUUGUAGCAUCGAAGAAGGAUAAAGGGUGGCCGAAGAGGGUGACUCGUGUCAAUGUGGGUGUGUAUAGCUUGAGGAGUGGUUACUCAGGACCCCUCUGCAUAGGCACUGAUACUCAGAAGCACUUUUCUUUCCCAAUUUGGGUGAUGCCUACCUUGCGCUAGAGCGAGCUUGAUUUCUUUCGUCGUGUUCAAUCAAAGGAUCAUAGAAGCUUUUGAAGGUUGCUGCUAUGGUAGAUUUUGUCUAAGCAUGAUGAGGCUGAAUUGUGAGAUAUGUGUGCUCAACUGCUCAUGUAUGGAUUUGAUUCUGCCCUGAUUCUCUGAAAUAAGUGUGAUAUUCAAGAUUCAAGAUGAAUGCAUUGUUUAAACGAGGAAUUUUGAAUAACAAUGUAUGGAAUUGAAACUGUAUUUCUUUUUAAAAGUGUUAGUCAUAAGCAACUGAAGCAUGCCGAAUCACCGGAGUUUAAAUUUA